AUGAAGACUAGUUCCACAGGACCACCCAACCAAGGGGUCAGAGAGAAAAGUUAUACAGAUUUAGCAUCAAAUGCUGUUUUCAUGUCCUAUCACUCCUAUUUAUCUGCAAUUAGAAGCACUAGUCUCACGGAAGUACCCAGUCAACGGAUUGGAGAGACAAGAUGUACAGAUUUAGCAUCAGGAAAAGUGUUUACGGUUCUACCACCAGGCUUGACAGCUACUGGAAGAGCGACAUACCAAACAAUCAAACGUUCUCGCCCUUCCUACGCUUACCACCUGAGAUUCGAACUCAAAUCUAUGACCUACUAUCUCCUCCCUCCCAGGCCAUUAGGGUGCUCUAUCACCAUUUUCAGCGCGAUGUUGAAGUACGUAAUGGUAUACGUUACAGAAAGUACACCAAAGGAGGUCUGGCCUACUACAAAAAUCUCUCAGUGA
Botrytis porri is the source of this 435-nucleotide messenger RNA. RefSeq lists its product as uncharacterized. The transcript is spliced from 2 exons. NCBI's taxonomy places the organism in Eukaryota, Fungi, Ascomycota, Leotiomycetes, Helotiales, Sclerotiniaceae. The record is from RefSeq and is a predicted model, not a curated record. Bases 1 to 435 code for a protein of 144 amino acids.